This is a messenger RNA of Schizophyllum commune H4-8, 1376 nucleotides long. RefSeq lists its product as uncharacterized. The transcript is spliced from 7 exons. NCBI's taxonomy places the organism in Eukaryota, Fungi, Basidiomycota, Agaricomycetes, Agaricales, Schizophyllaceae. The coding region runs from base 39 to 1202 and encodes 387 amino acids. The record is from RefSeq and is a predicted model, not a curated record. Gene Ontology annotation, molecular function: hydrolase activity, acting on ester bonds.
CAAUUUCCUGAGUCUUUGGGAUGUACUGAAUGCAUGCUAUGUUCGGCCCUCUCCUCCGCUCCUCAUCUGCGCUGCAGCUUUGCAGACGACCUCUCCCCUCGAUCUCAGGCUUUCGUUACCAAUCUACACGUACAGGAAAGCAGAAGAACAUGGGCAAGAAGAGCAGAAACAACGCCCCCGCAGAGGACCAUCUCCUUCUCCCUGCACACUCCUCCACCGCACCCAUAGUCGACACCCACACUCACCUUGCAUCCACCUUUGCUGCCUACAAGCACAAGUACCCAGCGGGCAAAUGCAACACCGUCUACGAGUUUCUCCAGCACUUCUACAAGGACAAGCACGUUGAGGCGAUCGUCGACGUAUGGUGCGAAGCGCCUGUGCAGAAGCUCUGGCGCGAGUUCGCCGACUCGGCGCUGACGGCUGAGGACCGCGCGGACAAGUGGGGAGGUACUGAGUACUACUUCGUUAUGGGUGUACAUCCGCAUGAAGCCCGGCACUAUAAUGAUGAGGUCGAGCGCGACAUAUUAGAGGCCAUGCAGCAUCCUCGCUGCGUAGGUUGGGGUGAAAUGGGCCUCGACUACCACUACGACAACUCCCCUCGAGAGAUACAACGCGACGUCUUCACGCGUCAACUACGCCACGCUGUCCUGCUCGGCAAGCCUCUUACCAUUCAUACGCGCGAGGCCGACGAGGACACCGAACGUAUCCUGAAGGCAGAAGUGCCGAAGGACCACCGGAUACACAUCCACUGCUUCACCGAUACCCCCGACUUCGGCCAGCGUUUGCUAGACCAUUUCCCCAACCUGUACAUCGGCGUCACGGGCGUCGUGACCUUCUCCACAAACGAAGAUACACCCAACAUCAUCCGGCGGAUGGUUGGCCUGGCCGAAAGCACUCAAGCAGCUGCCAACAACUCGGAAGCACCGGCACCUGCUGGCUCGCCAGCUCCAUCCGCCCCGACACCAACACCGAACACCUCGCCCUCCCCUCUUCGCAUCAUCCUCGAGACGGAUGCGCCCUACAUGGUCCCCACGAACGUCUACAGCGUACUGUCCGGCAUGAAAGGUCGCCUACCUCUAUGUCACACCGCGAUGAUUCCCUGGACUGCGGAUUUCGUGGCUGGGAUAUUGGGCGAUGGAUGGGAUGCGACGAGGGUGAUGGAGAUUGCAAGAGAAAAUGCAAGGACGGUGUAUGGAAUAUAGGCACUGGCUGUAAGGUCGCUUCCGUCCGGAGUCCUCGAAUGUGGCACGCUUUCCGUCUAUAAGGACGACGAAGCCGAAAGGAUGUCGUUUGCUUCGGUCCAUGCAAAGAUAUCUCUCCCCACUUGUGUCACACAUACGUGAUGUCUUUUGUGGUUUGUUGUGACAAAGGGAAAG